This is a messenger RNA of Pimephales promelas (fathead minnow), 1712 nucleotides long. RefSeq names its product zona pellucida glycoprotein 3b (gene zp3b). The record is from RefSeq and is a predicted model, not a curated record. Gene Ontology annotation, cellular component: extracellular matrix. Lineage: Eukaryota; Metazoa; Chordata; Actinopteri; Cypriniformes; Leuciscidae. Gene Ontology annotation, biological process: binding of sperm to zona pellucida; positive regulation of acrosome reaction; egg coat formation. Gene Ontology annotation, molecular function: acrosin binding.
GAGUGCUAAAGCUGUAACUGCUCAAGCAAGACGUAGUAUAAAACGACGACCAACGUGGUUUUUCAUUUGUGUGUUCGAGAAGCCGGUUUUGUGAGUGAAAUAAUAAUUUAGCAGGCGUGAUGUUGGUGGCUAGCACAUUAACAUGGUGGAUAACUGUCUUUCUCAUGAUAUCCCUCCGCACUGAAUGUUAUCCUCGCAUGUCUCCUCGUACAUUCCAAGGAGGACGGUCUUCGGCGAACCAGCAACUGUUGAGCAGUCAGUUUCAGGCCGCGAUUCCUCAAAGUCUGCCUAAAAUAAACGACCCUGUGCCACAACAACGUCAGAAAACAGUGUCCGUGAUUUGCCACGAUGAAGCGAUCGAGCUCGUGAUAAACUCAAAUCUUUUAGCCGCGGGCUUUCCUGUCAACACGGAGGAGCUGUGGUUGGGUCCCCAAUGGUCUUCGUCAUGUGGAGCUGUGCAAACUGCAGAAUUAGUGUUAACCAUAAUUGCUAGUUUCAGUGAUUGUGGAACCAAGCUAUCUGUAACUGAUGACUCUCUGGUGUAUUCAAAUGUCCUCGUUUACUCUCCUCUACAAUCUCCUGAUGGAUUGCUUCGCCAGGAGGGUGCAGUUAUACCUGUUCAGUGCCAAUUCCAGAGGCGGUAUAGUGUCGACAGUGCGGCAGUGGCGCCUGCUUGGGUUCCAUUUGCUUCCACGAUUUCAUCCACCGAUUAUUUGGACUUUGCUCUCCGACUGAUGAGUGAUGACUGGCAGUAUGAGAGGGGCUCAAACGUCUAUUUUCUGGGGGAUGCGAUACACCUUCAAGCAUCAGUUACCUUGGCCAAUCACUUGCCCCUACUUCUAUUUAUUGACUGGUGUGUGGCUACACCAACGUUCAACUUUGAUGCCAAUGACAUCAAAUAUAACUUUGUAGAUUAUCGUGGAUGUCUUUCAGACAGCAAGAGUUCAUACUCCCGCUCCAAGUUCUUGCAGAGGAGUGAAGGCAAUAAGUUAAACCUACUGUUGGAAGCCUUCAGGUUCUACAAGUUGACGAGCAACUCGGUGUACAUCACCUGUUACCUAAAAGCCAUUCCUGCUGCAUAUUCUGUGAGCGCUCAAAACCGAGCAUGUUCUUUUAUUGAUGGAAGGUGGCAGUCUGCGGAUGGAAAUCAUGAGGUGUGUAACAGCUGUGAGCCAUCCAAACAAGGUGCGGCCGAGCCUGAACCGAUCAAGCCUUUCCGCAUCACACAAGCCCCUCCUGUCAUGCAGCCAAAGGUGGGACCCAAAUCUGGGCCUGCCGAUUUCAUUGAAGUAAUUCCCGGUCAGUCAUUGGAACCCUAUAGAGCUUUCAUACAGUCAAGGCAAUAUGGUAGUCCGUCAAAGAGAGAAACCGACACAAACAAAGACUGGAAGCUUGCUACCUUGGGUCCUCUGCUUCUGAUGCCAAAUCGAGGAAUCACCACCCAGUUCAGCCCAGCUGAGGUCUUCUCCGCAUCUGUCACCAAGGAGCCGGAGUUCUUAUUCAGCUCGACCCAAAUGAGUCCCGUGACCGAUGAGCUGGAGUUUAAAACCACUCCGGAGCCUAGGAGCUUCCGUCCAUUAGAGGACAACCUGUUCCUUGACGAUUCUGAUCUUUUUGGUUCAGAAGAGGGAAGCGGGUUUGAAUGACUUGAUGAGCAAGAAUGAAAAUGGAAACUGACUAUGUGACUUUCUAAAAAUAAAAGUUUUAUUACA